Molecule: messenger RNA, 288 nt
Organism: Lottia gigantea (owl limpet)
Lineage: Eukaryota; Metazoa; Mollusca; Gastropoda; Lottiidae
Exons: 1
Source: RefSeq, a predicted model, not a curated record
ACGCACAGCAUGUCUUACCAAUGCACAUACAGCAAGUCUAAACAAUGCACGUACAGCAAGUCUAAACAAUGCACGUACAGCAAGGCUAAACAAUGUACGUACAGCAUGUCUAACCAAUGCACGUACAGCAAGUCUAAACAAUGCACGUACAGCAUGUCUAACCAGUGCACGUACAGCAUGUCUAACCAGUGCACGUACAGCAUGUCCAACCAGUGCACGUACAGCAAGUCUAAACAAUACACGUACAGCAUGUCUAACCAGUGCACGUACAGCAAGUCUAAACAAUGC